Messenger RNA from Pantherophis guttatus, 2912 nucleotides. It is a transcript of the gene NUDT16, whose product is annotated as nudix hydrolase 16. The record is from RefSeq and is a predicted model, not a curated record. Lineage: Eukaryota; Metazoa; Chordata; Lepidosauria; Squamata; Colubridae. Gene Ontology annotation, cellular component: nucleus. Gene Ontology annotation, biological process: mRNA catabolic process; sno(s)RNA catabolic process. Gene Ontology annotation, molecular function: phosphodiesterase decapping endonuclease activity; snoRNA binding.
AUUCGUUCUUAAGGUCUAUCGGCAGCAGGUUUGCUAGGGAUCUUUUCUCCCCCCCUCUCUGGCGCGGGUGGAGGUGGAUCUUAAAACAAGGCUGCCACUUCAAGGUUUACGGCCCAGGGCGCUACAGCCGGGAGAGAUGAGUGAACUUCGGCCUCUGACUAAGGCUGAAGCGCAGAGCCUCGGGCCACCCGACUGGAAGCACGCUUGUCAUGCCCUUUUAUACGCGCCCAACCCCGGCCGGCUUUUUGGCAAGAUCCCGUUGCGUUUCGCAGUGUUGAUGCAGAUGAGGUUUGACGGUCGGCUGGGAUUUCCAGGCGGAUUUGUGGAUCCCCGGGAUAUUUCCUUGGAAGAAGGAUUAAAUCGAGAACUGUGUGAAGAGUUGGGCCCUGGGGCUGCCUCCCUCCACCUGGCUGAGAAGGACUACUUGAGCUCCCAUGCUUCUGAGCAGCCACAGAGAGUGGUGAUGCAUUUCUAUGCCAAGCAGCUUAGCUUGGAAGAGUUCCGAAUGGUAGAGGAAGGGGCUAUUCAGGCAAAAGACCAUGGACUUGAGGUGAUGGGCCUCAUCCGCGUUCCCCUCUAUAUUCUGCGUGAUGGUGUUGGGGGCCUCCCAAUGUUCCUCAGCAAUACUUUUAUUGGCAAUGCCCGGGAGCAGCUCAUUCAUGCCUUGGACACUCUCCAACUCAUGCCAGCUGAACAACUUCAAAAGGCUGUUAGGAUCGCUCAAAAGAGACAUUGAGCCUCAUUGACUUUGGCUGCUGCCUGUUCACCCUGAUAGCCUUUGGGAUGUAAUCCUGAAAGAAUUUCAGACUUUAGGAACAGGCGCAAGAUGAAGAAACUUAAAUAUGGUCCUCACUCCAGUCUUCUACCCGGGCAUUGUUGCUAGUGUUGCUGAAUAGCUUGGUGCAAGGGUUUGGAGUCUGAAUGUGGAUUCCAAUGAUCAGGUUGUUGCGUAUUUAAAACACAUUGAUUGUGUCUCUCUUGCCUAGAGGUAGGUAACACGGAUUGAAAGAUUGAAGCCAUUUUGAUUGUUCUUAUCUUCACGGAACAUGUUUGUGAUCCACCUUCCUACAUCCUGCUUGUAGGCAUAAGAGUUCUUCCAAUCAAAAAACACCCUUGCAAAAAUAUCUCUGACCUACCUCAUCUUCUGUUUUCCAACAUUUACUCUAAAUAUAUUUUGUUAUUGAGAGCAUUCUGAACUUCAUGGAAGUUGCAUUUACCUUCUCUGUAAAAGCCAACUGCAAAUACCUGUUGAUUACUUCAUUAUUUCAUUGUCAGAUUUCCUUUAUUUUUUAUCAGUGGUUAAAGAAUGGUUGUGACUUGUGUGUGACUCUUGACUCAUACAUUUUUUAUUAGCUCAUAAGGAAAUGGCAAGUCACCACUGGAAACAGUUUUCUGUCUCCUUCCCCUUCUCUUUUCCAAUUCUUGGGAUAUAUUGACAUAGAUGUGGAAAAGUAGAAGUAUGCCGUCAUCCAAAUUAUUGUACUGUUUAUAUUGUUAUACAGGUAGUUCUUGAAUUACGACCACGGUUGAACCCAAAAUUUCCAUUGCUAAGCAAAAAAGAGAAUUUUGCCCCAUUUUGCAACUUUUCUUGCUAUGGUUAAGCGAAUCAUUUCAGUUGUUAAGUUAGUAACAUGGUUGUUAAAUAAAUCUGUCUUUGCCUGUCAAAAGGUCGCAAAAGGUGAUCACAUGACCUUGGGACACUGCAACUGUCAUUUUACAUGCCAGCUAAAUGUCCUAAUUUUGAUCAUGUGACUACAGGGAUGCUGCAAUUAUCAUACGUGGAAAAACUUUCGUAAGUCACUUUUUUCAGUGCCAUUGUGACUGAAUGGUUACUAAAUGAAAAUUGAGGACUAUCUGUAUUCAGAUUAGGAAUGCAAUUUAUUGUUUGGAAACAGUGAUACUGUUCAGAUUUCAAGGCAUAGGCAUGAACAAGUGGGGGAGGGCAAUUUGGUCACUCUGCUGAGUUCAGCGUUCCAUUAAGCACCAGAGUGGCAAAGGAACCUGUGAAGUGGAAAUGAUGUUUAUAUCCUGCAUGUACCAUCUAAUCAGUGGAACAUGGACAGCUGUAUCUUGGCUUUUGAAGUAGUUUUUAGAUUAGAAAUCCUACUUCAUGCAGAACAGUAUGAGAUGCUUGGGAGUAAAACUGGGCUUGAGUGGUGGUUAUGGUAUUGUAUUAGGAGCAAAGAUAACCAAUUUCUGGUCCACCUUCAGCCACUGGUGGUUUAGAGCCAGCCACUUUCUCCCAGCUUGACCUACUUCACAAGGUGGUUGGAAAAACAGAGUAGAGAAUGCUGUUAAUGUCACCAAAAUCCAGACUGAAAAAUGGGAUAGAAGUAAAAUAAAUACAACUCAAAAUGGCUAAAUCUUAAAAAAACAAAAGGCAUUGUAUGAAGCAGAGUAUGAAGAUGGUUGAAGCAAUGAUAAUUUGCAGAAAUAUGGUGAGGAAUAGUGAAUGGUGUUAGCAAACGUCAGAUAUGUGUCUCCUCUUAACUCAUGCUUUUAAUUUCUUUUGCUUACCAUUUCUUAGUUCUUUUCUUUGCUUUACAUAUUAUUACUGAACCUCAACAGGGAACAGUGUGAUGCAGUUAUUUAUGUAUGUAUUUAGAGAAAUCUUCAGACCAAGAUGGGAGUAUAUGAGAAAAGAUAUUCUGCUGUUCAGAGGCCAGCACCUUUAUCUGCUAUGAUGAGUGGAAAGAGUAAAUGAAACAGAAUUAAUGAUACUGCAUGUUAGUCUAGUAUUGCAUAGACGCUGUGACUUCUUUACAAUUUAUACAAAAUUUUUCUUUUUAAAGGCUGGACAGCUUCAAAAUGUUGCGUUCUCUUUGCAGCCUAAAGACUCAUGUACAUGUACGGGUGACUGUAUAAGUCUAAUGAAUGAAUAAAUCUUCAGUUACCCCAGCCUUGAAGACACA